Aspergillus heteromorphus CBS 117.55 is the source of this 2103-nucleotide messenger RNA. Its product is annotated as intradiol ring-cleavage dioxygenase. Gene Ontology annotation, molecular function: iron ion binding; oxidoreductase activity, acting on single donors with incorporation of molecular oxygen, incorporation of two atoms of oxygen. The coding region runs from base 452 to 1747 and encodes 431 amino acids. The record is from RefSeq and is a predicted model, not a curated record. The transcript has a single exon. NCBI's taxonomy places the organism in Eukaryota, Fungi, Ascomycota, Eurotiomycetes, Eurotiales, Aspergillaceae.
CCAAGGCGGCGGAUCUUCCCCCGGACCUAGAAUUUCUCGUGUCUAGACCAAGGUCUGGACCGCGGGGUUAUGAGAGAUUGCAGUAUCACUCUGAUAUUUGAAGCCGGGUGAAUCCUAGGCCUUACAGCGCAGAUCUUCGCGGUUUUCCCAAAUUGCUAAACCAAUCACUGGCUGCAGAAUUUUAUUGACAGGUAUCGUCUGGGAAUUGCGGGCUGUUUUGGGCCCUCCUAGCAAGAAUUGACGGGCAAGCGUCGUCGCGGCGUCUUGGACGGAGGAAAUCGUCAUCUUCCGCUCAUCGUUUGAAAAACUUCUCGCUCACGAACCAUAUCGGAGAACACAAGUAGAGGCUAAUGAGACUUCCUCCCGAAAUCAUUACACUGCUGGCGACAGUCGCUAGUAACUUAGAAGUUGGCAUCGUUCAGUCAAUGGAACAUAGGUUGUUCGCGGCAGGAUGGGUGUAGACUGCGUAAUCCAGCGACAUCACGGAUUUCUUGUCCGGCGCUCACAGUGCAGCCUUUGGUACAGAAGAAGCGCUUCAUCCGGGGCAACAGAUGAGAGAGCAUCGAGCAGACACCAGCCUGCUUCAAGUCUUCUCGCUUUCUUCACUCACACAUCUUUUUCUCGUAAUCCAAGAUUCCCCGACCCUUUAAAUACUAAGAUUCAUCUCAAUAGUAUUGUGACCUUGGUCAUUGCCGGAUAUGCACUUUUUGCCGCCGUCCAUCCAGCCCACCAGGAGAGCUCGGACCUCCUCGACUUCAAGUCCAACAUGCGUCGCGGCUUGCAGAAUUGUGCUGCCAAGUUUGAGCGCAAUGGUCUCAGCGCACGUGCGGAGGCUCGUCGUAGAGCCUUGGUCAAUCUGCACCGCAAGCGUCUGACUGCACGGGAUACUAUGUCGGUGCUCAGCGCGUCCCACCUUGUCACUGGGACCGACAUCACCCCCAACUCUCCCAGCAGCAAGAUCUUUGGCAGCAGCAACACCUGCAUCCUCAGUCCGGAAACUCUGUUUGGUCCAUACUAUGUUCCGGGGGAGUAUAUUCGCUCAAGCCUCAGCGAAAACCAGUCGGGUGUGCCCGUUGUCAUCGAGGCCCAAUUUGUGGAUGUCGAAACCUGCGAGCCCAUCGCCGAUUGGUAUUCGGAUACCUGGAGCUGCAAUGCCACCGGUAUCUAUUCCGGCCUCGUCGCCAAUCACAACGGAAACACCGAUGACAGUUCUAACCUGAACAACACAUUUCUUCGUGGUGUGCAAAAGACGGACACCGAUGGUGUCGUCACUUUCCACACUCUCUUUCCAGGCCACUACCCUACCCGCACGAUCCAUCCCCACCUGGUCGCUCAUCUAGAUGUGACGGUCCUCGAUAACAACACCAUCUCCGGUGGUACCGUAGCCUACAUCGGCGAGGUCUACUGGGACCAGGACCUCAUUGAUGAUGUGGAGGCCACAUAUCCAUACAACACCAAUACCUUCACUCUUGCCACCAAUGAGAAAGACCUUCUCUUUAUCAAUCAGACUAAGAAAUCUGGCUUUGACCCCGUGUUGAACUGCGUAUAUCUCGGUGAUAGCUUGUCUGAUGGUCUCUCUGGAUGGGUGACUGUUGUGGUCAAUGUUUCUGCUACCUAUGACCCGAGAUACAACGCCAUCGAUACCUCAACUGGGCAGCAGCCAGUCCGCUGGUGGCGGUAUCCAGCCCAGAAGAGGCCCAGAAUAAUCUCAAGAAUUUUUUUCUCAUCAGAAGACUCCGUGGAGUAGAUAAGAGGAAGGCUCGUUGGAGCGUUGUAGACAGUCAUGUAUUGCGCUUGAGUUCGACAUUGAUCACAGUGUACUCGAUUUGACCUAAAGUAUCGGCGAUUCGUUCUUUCAUCCUAACACCAGCAGCUAUGCCAAUUGUAUCAAGUCAGUUGUCUAGAGAGGUAUCUUCCCCGGUCACAUGAUGUAAGGAGUAAGAGUAACGCGCUCUCGCGCAAUUUCCUGAAUCGGACUCAAUUGGCGUACGAGAGACGCGUUUUGCGCCGCAAUAUUAGUUUCGUCUUUCAAAUACACCACACAAGACAUAUUGUAAAAGUUUUAAUAGAAUCCAGACGUAGAUCAGCAAUGAACCGCUCAAC